GCUGCCGCCCGCCGGGGGCCUGGUGCCUACACGGACUUCUUCCUGCCGCUGCUGCGCCGCUGUCCCUCUGCCAUGGGAGUAAAGAACAAGGAAGGGGAGACCCCUGGGCAAAUUCUGGGCUGGGGACCCCCCUGGGAUUCUGCCGAAGAGGAGGAGGAAGACGAGGCGUCCAGGGAGCACCAGUGGAGGCAGAAGCUGCUGGGAGAGCUGGAGGACGAGUGGCAGGAGGUCACCGGGCGGCUGGAAGGUGAGGAGUCCGAGGAGGAGCGGAGACUCUUCCAGGAGCGGGCCAGGGCCAAGGAGGAGGAACUGCGGGAGAGCAGAGCCAGGCGGGCGCAGGAGCGGGCACAGGAGGCUCACAGGGCACAGCCCCCCAGGGGAGCAGGGAAGGGCAACCUCUGGCGCUUCAAUGACGUGCCCUGGCCCUGCCCUGGGGGAGGGGACCCGGAGGCCAUGGCGGCAGCCCUGGUGGCCAGGGGUCCCUCCUUGGAGGAGCCAGAGGCUCUGAGGAGGUACUUGAGGGUCCAGCAGGUUCGCUGGCACCCGGACCGCUUCCUACAGCGGUUCGGGAGCCAGAUUGAGACCUGGGAGCUAGGCCGCGUGAUGGGAGCUGUGACAGCCCUUUCUCAGGCCCUGAAUCGCCGUGCAGAGGCCCUCAAGUGACCCCAGGGACAUCAGGAGGAGCUGCAGGGAACGCAGCCUUCGAGACAGGGCGGCAGGAAGGGCAUGAUCAGAGGUGGGGGUGACGAGGACGAGGCAGGACCAGGCACUGUGCAGCAGAGGAUGUGGGGUGGGAGCGAAACUUGUGAUGAGUGGGGGUGGGAGGGCAGCCACAGGCACUGCUCCUUGACUGUGCCACUUCCUAAUAAGACCUGGUUCCACGUCCCACUCCCAGGGCCCUGCCUUUUUCCACUGCGGUGGUUUUCAUCGCCCAU
Messenger RNA from Myotis davidii, 935 nucleotides. RefSeq names its product nuclear factor of kappa light polypeptide gene enhancer in B-cells inhibitor-like 1 (gene NFKBIL1). Gene Ontology annotation, cellular component: nucleus. NCBI's taxonomy places the organism in Eukaryota, Metazoa, Chordata, Mammalia, Chiroptera, Vespertilionidae. Gene Ontology annotation, biological process: canonical NF-kappaB signal transduction; negative regulation of toll-like receptor signaling pathway. The transcript is spliced from 3 exons. The annotation marks the transcript as partial. The record is from RefSeq and is a predicted model, not a curated record.